Messenger RNA from Amborella trichopoda, 1634 nucleotides. RefSeq names its product zinc finger (C3HC4-type RING finger) family protein (gene BRIZ2). NCBI's taxonomy places the organism in Eukaryota, Viridiplantae, Streptophyta, Magnoliopsida, Amborellales, Amborellaceae. Gene Ontology annotation, cellular component: cytoplasm. Gene Ontology annotation, biological process: Ras protein signal transduction; protein ubiquitination. Gene Ontology annotation, molecular function: nucleic acid binding; ubiquitin protein ligase activity; zinc ion binding. The record is from RefSeq and is a predicted model, not a curated record.
AUGACAUUUUCUUCUAGUUUACCGGUUAUCGUGCUCAUGCGAGAUUUUCUGCUUAAAUUUGCUGAUUCUGGGGAAAAGGGUGAGGUUUUACGGCUAUCAUUGUCUGACUCUGGUGAGAAGAGUGAGCUUCUACGGCGACCUCUGCUGGAUACGGGUGAAAAGAGCGAAAUAUUUCGGCAAUCUUUGCCAGAUUCUGGUGAAACAAGCGAUGAGCCCUCUGUUUCAGUCCUUACUCAAGAAGUUGCCUUCUCUUCCGGUAACCCUAGAAUUGAAGAGACAAGGGGUAUUAUGCACCUAUUCAGAGACCUUUCUCAGCACCCUGGUUCUGUGGCGGAGCUACCUUCAGGGAGAAAUUCUCUUGUUUGCGUGUUAGCUGUUCCCAAUCACAUGACAUAUGCAGAUUUUUGCCAAUUUUGUGGUUCUUUUAUCCAACACAUUUCAGAGAUGCGAAUUGUUAGAAAUGAUGGUGCAGAUGAUCGGUAUAGUGUCCUGAUUCGGUUUGACAACCAAAACUCAGCAGAUAACUUCUAUCACCAUUUUAAUGGGAAGCUCUUCUCAUCUCUUGAGGUGGAAGUUUGUCAUGUCCUAUUUACUUUGGAUGUUCAGUAUACAGGCUCAAUAGAGCAUGCCGUAGCUUCUCCAACGGGAUUCACAGAGCUACCUACAUGUCCAGUUUGCCUUGAGAGAUUGGAUCAAGACAUUAGUGGAAUUCUCACAACAAUCUGCAAUCAUACUUUCCAUUGCUCAUGUAUUUCAAACUGGACCGAUUCUUCUUGUCCGGUCUGCCGUUAUUGCCAGCUGCAGCCUGAAAAGUCGACGUGCUCUGUCUGUGAGACAUCUGAAAAUCUAUGGAUCUGCGUUAUCUGCGGCUUUGUUGGAUGUGGAAGAUAUAAAGAAGGUCAUGCUAUCAGGCAUUGGAGAGAAACACAACAUUGCUAUUCUCUUGAGCUAGAAACUCAACGAGUUUGGGAUUAUGUUGGCGACAACUAUGUUCAUCGUUUGAUUCAGUCAAAAACUGAUGGAAAGUUGGUUGAGUUAAAUUACCAUUGCAGGCAUGGUGAUGAUUGUGGCGCUGAUACUGGAAUCAGUGAGGCCCUCUUGAACAGUAAAGUUGAAGCAAUUGUCAAGGAAUACAAUGACCUCCUUACAUCCCAGCUUGAAAACCUAAGAAAAUACUAUGAGUCACUGCUCGUGGAGGUCAAAGAGGAAACCGACAGAGCAAUUUCUGAUGCUGUGGAGAAGUCGACAUCAAAACUGCAAAAGAUUCAAUCUAAGAUUGACAAAUGUGCUGAGGAGAAAAAAUUCCUUACUGAUAUACAUGAUAAUCUUGUGAAGAAUCAGGGGAUGUGGAUGGUGGAGCUUCAGGAUGCUGAACAAAGGGAGAAAGCAGCAUUGAGGUUGAGAGAUGAAAAGAUAAAAAACUUGGAGGAACAGCUCAGGGACCUGAUGGUGUAUAUCGAAUCACAGAAGACACUCGAUCAACUGCCCGAUUCAAAUGUUCAGGAAGGGACAGUUUCACCAGUUGCAGAGUCCUCAUCGAGAAACACUAAGACUACACCAAGAAAAAACAAGAAAAGGAACUGACCCUUUUCUCGGUGAUGUUCUUUUUCUCAUGCUUUUCCUUGUGUCCUUUU